Molecule: messenger RNA, 1194 nt
Organism: Lodderomyces margitis
Lineage: Eukaryota; Fungi; Ascomycota; Pichiomycetes; Serinales; Debaryomycetaceae
Gene: HOS1
Product: histone deacetylase
Exons: 1
Coding region: 1-1194 (397 amino acids)
Source: RefSeq, a predicted model, not a curated record
AUGAACCAUAUCAUCCUCACUCAUUCUGAUCUAUUAACUACACUAGCCGAUGAAUUACCGUCUAAUAAGCAGCGCCAGUCACUAGUCCAAGGAUUGCUAAAUGCUUAUAAGCUAGAUGAGUUAUGCGAAGUCCUACCCAUCAUCCCUAUCCAAGACGCAUCAAUGGGGCAGUACCAUGACAAAGAUUUCAUAAACCAAUUACAACAACCUAGAGAUGACGUUGAUAAGCAAUUGGACAGUUAUGAAAAGGUUAGAAUGGCCGUGAGUGAAGAGUUUGAAGGUUGCAAUGAUACAGAAGAGGAGACUGUUGGUGAUGAUGAAAAAUUUGGUUUAUCAUUUGAUUGUUAUCCGUUUCCCUUUAUGCGUUACUACGUGAAUCUAAUUGCCGCUUCUACAAUUCAACUUGCAAAACGAGUUGUCAACUCCUGCAAAGAAGGAGGUAUUCCUGGUCAAAUCAUUGGCAUAAAUUGGUAUGGCGGGCGACAUCACUGUCAUCGCUCACGAUGUUCAGGAUUCUGUUACAUAAACGAUGUCGUUCUUGGAAUAUCCACCAUCCGCAAAAUGUGUCUGGGAGGAGUCUUUUAUCUUGACUUGGAUUUACAUAAUGGUGAUGGAGUAGCUGAAGCAUUUAAAUUUUCAAAAAAGGUUACAACGUGUUCAGUGCAUCGACAUGAUGUAGGAUUUUUCCCUGCUGGGUCAGGAAAAUUAGAAGAUUCAGUGUCAGGUAUGUAUAAUGUACCUACAAGACGAGGGUUGACCAAUGAAGUUAUGCAAUGGAUUCUCCAAAACAUUGUAUUCCAGUUGAUUGAUAAACAUCAGCCACAAUAUUUAGUGGUUCAAUUAGGAUGUGAUGGACUUUCUUCAGAUCCAAAUAAUGAAUGGAAUAUGACAAUUGAAGGGUAUGCGGAUGUAGUACAUUUAUUGAUUGAGUAUGUAGACAUACCAGUCAUUGUGCUAGGUGGGGGUGGUUAUAACCACACCGAAGUUGCCAAGUGUUGGACCUAUGUAACUGGCACUUUAUUGGGUUACAAAGCUGCUGACUUUGACGAAAUUCCUGACCAUAGGCUACUCGACAACUACGAGCACGAUGGUUAUAGAUUCUGGACCGAUUCCAACCUACAGCCAGGGAAAAUGAAGAAUGAGAAUACUUUGGAAAAUUUGCUCAGCUUGCAAGCACAUUUAUUGUCUCUAUAA